Messenger RNA from Punctularia strigosozonata HHB-11173 SS5, 4194 nucleotides. RefSeq lists its product as uncharacterized. Bases 1 to 4194 code for a protein of 1397 amino acids. The record is from RefSeq and is a predicted model, not a curated record. NCBI's taxonomy places the organism in Eukaryota, Fungi, Basidiomycota, Agaricomycetes, Corticiales, Punctulariaceae. The transcript is spliced from 5 exons.
AUGACGACGAAGCCGUACAAGCUUAACGCGAAUGGGCCCUUGCGGCGGCCCCCGCGCGUGGUGCAGCAGCCCGCUCCACCGCCCGCGCAGAAGCCACCGGAGCCGCCCCAGCAGGUCGUCGACGGGACAUCGCCCAACAAAAAGAAGAAAAAGAAGAAAAAGUCGAAGGGGGCGAACGGGCUAUCUCACCCUGCGGAGGAAGAGGAGGAGGACGACGAUGAAGGAGAUAUGCCCCCGCCGCUCGAACCCAUGAUGAGCCCGGCCCUGCGCACGGGCCUCUCUCCGGAGCUCGAGUCCGUUCACCUCUCUACCAGCGCCUCCCUUAACGCGUCUGCCGCGGCCACGGCAAAGCUCAGCGCGAGCGCGGCCGCGGCGCAGGCGGAGCUGCUCGCGACGGCGGACGACCUCUACCGGCGGAUGGACGCGGACCCGGAGGGCGGGAUGGGGCUGGCGGACGACGACGAGUACUGGGCGGCGCUCCCCGCGCACAUACGCAACUUUGUACGGACCACCUGUUCUCAGUCCGCGAUGACAGCCGGUGACGAGAGCGCGAUCAAGGCGCAGGCUAUGUACGCCAUCGCCCAGCAGAUGGUGCAGUCCGGGCUCAAGGCCGCACACGGCUCUCCAGAAGGCGGCGGCGGCGGCAACGGCAGCCCGACGAAAGGCGCGCCGGGAUACCCGCCGGGCGCGUACCCGAGCUCGCUCCCGUUCGAUCCCGCCAUCUUCUCCAACCCGGCCUUCAACCGCGCGGUGGAGCAGGCGGCGGCGGCGCAGGGCCUGCUCGCCGAGCACGGGCACUUGCCUCCCCAUGGUGUGUCGGGUUACUUGGACAUCAUGCUCUCGAACACAUUUGAGAUGGGUGACGAUGCUGCAGACUAUCCGGACGACGACUACUACACGGAGGACGAGGAGCUGGAGGAGGACAUGUUCGAGCACGACGUCGAAUACGACGGCACGCCUGCGCGAGGCACGGUUCCGCACCACCCCUCCGCUGGCCAUACCCACAACGGCGUGGACCGCGGCGUCCCCGGUGCGCAGCCGUCGCCGGGCGGGGGGCGGGCCAACAAGAAAAAGAAGAAAAAGAAGGGGAAGAACGGCGGCGGGACGGCGGCGGGAGGACAGACCGCGCCUCCGGCAGACGCCGCGCCGAACGCAACUCCGCCGCUUGUUCCCACGAUGCCCUCGCCUGUGACCCAAGAAUUUGUCACAAGGGAUGCUCAUCCUCAGACGAUGCCGGCGCCUGCACGACCGCCCGCGACGACCGCCAAUCCUCCCCCGAGCUCGCGCGCGGCGGGCAAACAGCCGAUGAACUAUGCCCAGACACCCGCCCCGGCCGCCAACCCGCCGCCGCCCGCCCGCACGGCCAGGGCCGCCUCCAAGGCCCCCGCGCACCCGAACGCGUAUCACAACCAUCCCCACCACCACCCGUCCCCGCCGAGCUCGAACGCAUCGGGCCACAACAAGACCCGGAACGCCCAGGCCAAUCAGAGCUCAUCCAAGGCGAACAACUCCAAGAUAUGGAACACCAACUCGGCCCAGGAGCGCGAGCGCAUCAAGGAGUUCUGGCUCGGUCUGCGCGAGGAGGAGCGCCGGGAUCUGGUCAAGGUGGAGAAGGAGGCCGUCCUGAAGAAGAUGAAGGAGCAGCAGAAGCACAGCUGUAGCUGCGCCGUGUGCGGCCGGAAGCGGAAUGCGAUAGAAGAAGAGCUCGAGGUACUGUACGAAGCUUAUUACGAUGAGCUAGAGCAGUACGCGAACUACCAGCAGCGAUACGUCUCGUCCGGCGGCACCCUCCCUCCACCACCGGGUCCGGGGCCCUUUCCGGGGAGCGUCGUGCUGGACAAGAACGGGGCUCCGGUCGAUCCGCACAAGCCCGUCAUCGCGUCGCCGCGGAAGACCACGACGGCGGUGAACGGGCGGAAGCCGGUGAAGCCGGAGAGCGAGUUCGAGGAGGAUGACCCUGACGAAGACUAUGAUGACGAGUACGAGGACGAAGAGGAGGAGGACGAGGAGGAUGAGGAGGAGGAGGAGGAUCUGGACGAGGAGGAGGAGGAGGUCAAGAGUCGGGGGCGUCGGGCAGCGGCACCGCCGCCUCGAAGUCGUCGACAACCGGAAGGGAAGGCUGGGGGAGACGGGCUGUUCAACUUCGGUAACAGCCUCACUGUCACUGGGAUAGGCAAUAUACUGACGGUCGCGGAUGACCUUCUGAAGAACGAUGGGCAGAAGUUCUUGGAGAUGAUGGAGCAGCUCGCUGAACGCCGGAUGCAGAGGGAGGAGGAGGCAGCCGCAGACAUCGAGGAUGACAGCGAGGAUGAGGACGACGAGGACGACCUUGACGAUGAGGAUGACGAGGAUGACGAAGACGACGAAGACGAUGAGGAAGAGGAGGUUAUGACCGAGCAACAGAAGAUGGAGGAGGGUAAACGCAUGUUCUCCAUCUUCGCCGCGCGCAUGUUCGAGCAGCGGGUGCUGCAGGCAUACAGGGAGAAGAUGGCGCAGGAGAAGCAGCUGCAGUUGUUGAGGGAGUUGGAGGAUGAGGACAAGGCGGCGAAGGAGAAGGACAUGAAGAAGCAGUCGCAGUCCCAGAAGAAGAAGGACAAAAAGCGUCAGCAGAAGCUUGCGAAGGAGGAGGAGCGCGCUGCUAGGGCAGCGGAGAAGGCAGCGGAAGAAGCUGCUCUGCGUGCGAAGCAAGCGGCCAUCGAGGAAGAGCAGCGCAAGAAGCGUGAGGAGGAGCGGGCGAAGCGUGAGGCGGCGCGGAAGGCAGCGGAAGAGGAGAGGCAGCGGAAGGAAGAGGAGAAGCGGAAGCGGAUUGCGGAGGAGAAGGAAAGACAGGCCGAGCAGGAGCGGAAGCGGAAGGAGAAGGAGGAGAAGGCCAAGGCGGAGCGACGCGAACGUGAGGAGAAGGAGCGUAAGGCCAAGGAGGAACGCGAGGCCAAGGAGAGGGCGGAACGGGCGGAGAAGGCGGCCGCGGCCGCGGCAGUCAAGCGGGAGAAGGAGCAGAAGGAGAAGGAGGCGAGGGAGGCGAGGGAACGACAGUUGGCGAAGGAGAAGGAGGAACGGGAGGCCAAGGAGAAGGCGGAGAAGGAGGCCAAGGAGCAGCGCGAGCGCGAGCGUGCGGCACAGCAGCAGCAGCAGCGGAAGCAGAAUGCGGCCAACCGCCAGCCUACGUCUCCUCGGGCUGUCGCCGGUCCGUCGACAUCACAGCCCCGUUCACCCACUGCCCCUGUGGCUCCCAAGAAGAUCCUCAGCAAGGCGAACUCGGCCGGUCCCAGCACUCUGAACACGCCUGUGCAGCCUCCUCGCCAUCAGCAGCCCCGCCCUGUUGUCGUCACCAACUCGACACCUCCGACGCCCAUCACCCCUCAAGUUCCCCAGCUCGCCCCGCACCCCUCGACUCCGAUCUACUCGCCUGAGGGCGUCGCGCCCUCUAGCUCCGGAAUGCCGCCGAGGAUGCCGUACACCCCACCUCCCGCGUUCGGCGCGUUUCCUAUAAGCCAGUCACUUCCUACCCUCCCUUCCCCUGGACCUUUGGGCCCGCGCAACUUCGGACCUCCAGGGCCAAUGCCGCCCUUCGGCCCCGACCCGCCGUACGCUCGCGGCGUGGUAGCGCCAGCGCCUGGCCCUCCUCCCGGCCCGAUUGCUCCUCCGUCGAAGGCACCCGGUGGACCCAUAGCGCCGAUUGGCCCCCCGCAGACACCCAUGGGUAUGGCUCCAGGAAGUGGCGCGCCUGGUCCCAGUGCGCGACGCAUGUCUGUACCGCUUCCGCAGGGUCCUGGUCCCAUCGGCCCCCCGCCCGCAUCGCGCCCGAUUCCCGCGCCGAUUGCCCGUCCUUCCGCAGAGAUGGCCAACCGAUCAGGCUCCGGUUCACCCGUCAGGCGGUCUCCCAGCCCGAAGGGCGUCCUCGGCUCGUCUGCGCUGAUCGCAGACGAUGACGAGGUGGUGGGACCCGCUCGGCGAGCUCCCCCGAGUGCGGUUGGACAGGGCUGGGGCGCUGCCCCUGGCCCGAUCGGCGCGCCUCCCAUUGGAGACGGUGUUUCUCGUGUACCAUGGAGUCCCGCUGCACCCCCAGGCUUUGGCGGCCCUCGACCGCCGCCUGGCAUGUGGGGCAACGCGACCCCGCACCCGGACUGGCAUCCUACAUCGAUUUUCCCUAAUUCUACCCCAUUCACACCCUCUCCACCUCAUCACGGCAAUUAG